Molecule: messenger RNA, 3471 nt
Organism: Gossypium raimondii (Peruvian cotton)
Lineage: Eukaryota; Viridiplantae; Streptophyta; Magnoliopsida; Malvales; Malvaceae
Product: microtubule-associated protein TORTIFOLIA1
Exons: 6
Coding region: 522-3227 (901 amino acids)
Biological process (GO): unidimensional cell growth; multicellular organism development; circumnutation
Cellular component (GO): cortical microtubule, transverse to long axis
Molecular function (GO): microtubule binding
Source: RefSeq, a predicted model, not a curated record
AAACUAUCAAAUUUAAAAUCUUGAAUGCUCCCUUUUAUCCUCUUUUUCACCAAAUCUUGAAUCCAGGAAAAAAAUAAUAUCUUUUUUUCUUCACUCUCUUCAGAUCUCAGCUUUUUCCAUCCCUUAACUCAUUUCUCCAUCAACUUUUCUUUCAAUGUAUGCAAAAUCCCAUCUUUUUUCUUCCCUUUCAACUCAUAGAACCAUCCUCAAAAAUCCCAUUUCCCCCCCUUAUUUUAGUUUCUAAUAUCUGUCUUUCCUGUUUAGAGAUUACCAUAUUUUCUCUCAUUCAACUCCAAAAAUUUCCUCCUCCAUCAACUUUCAAUGUAUAAAAUAAACCCAUUUUUUUUCACUUAAUAUGAAACUUCCCCAUUUCCUCAAAAUCCAAUCCAUUUUCGCACUUUGUUCCAAUCUUUAUAACCCCAUUUCCUCAAAAUCCCAUCUUUUUUCCCCUAUGUUCAAUCUUUGAAAUCUCAUUUCUUAGAAAGCCUUUUGUUUUUUUUUUUUCCUUCUCAGUUUUGAAAAUGAGUAAUUCUCAAGCACCCAAAUCAACAAAACCUUCAAAGGUUUCAACUUUAGCUCCUCCUUCAAACCCUGUUAAACCUUCUUCAGUGUCAUCUCACCUUGCAAUGGUAGAGCUAAAGCAAAGGAUUUUGACCUCACUUUCCAAGCUCUCUGAUCGUGAUACUUACCAAAUUGCUGUUGAAGAACUUGAAAAGACCAUCCAAUCUCUUUCUCCCGAAUCAUUUCCCAUGUUACUCAAUUGCCUUUUUGAUUCUUCAAAUGAUCCAAAACAAGCUGUGAAGAAAGAAUCUUUGAGGUUACUUUCAGUGCUAUGUAAUUGCCAUGGUGAAUUGGCAGCUUCCCAUUUGACUAAAAUCGUUGCCCACAUUGUUAAAAGGCUGAAAGAUGCUGAUUCUGGGGUGAAAGAUGCUUGCCGCGAUUCAAUAGGGGCGCUUUCAGGGCAGUAUUUGAAAGGGGAGAGUGGGGGGAAUAUGGUGGGAUUGUUUGUAAAGCCAUUGUUUGAAGCAAUGGGGGAGCAGAACAAAGGGGUACAAUCUGGUGCAUCGACGUGUAUGGCUAAGAUGGUGGAAUGUGCAUCUGAUCCUCCUUUGCCUGCUUUUCAGAAACUGUGUCCAAGGAUCUGCAAGCUGUUGAAUAACCAGAAUUUUAUGGCCAAGGCUUCCCUUUUGCCAGUAGUGGCAAGUUUGUCACAGGUGGGAGCAAUUGCACCUCAGAGCUUGGAAGCAUUGCUGCUAAGCAUCCACGAAUGCCUUGGGAGCACAGAUUGGGCGACGAGAAAGGCAGCUGCAGAUUCUUUAAGUGCAUUGGCACUGCAUUCAAGCAACUUGAUUGCAGAUAGAGCAUCUUCGACAAUAACCAUACUUGAGGGUUGUCGCUUUGAUAGGAUGAAACCUGUGAGAGAUAGCAUGACAGAAGCAUUGCAAUUAUGGAAGAAGAUUGCAGGAAAAGGGGAAGAUGGAGCUGCAGAUGACCUGAAAGCCUUGUCUCAUGAUGGUGACAAUAUUCAGUCAGCUGAAUCAUCAGAAAAGAAUGGCUCCAAAGAUCCAAGUGCGGGUGAUAAAAAAACACAUACUUCAGAUUCUGUUUCUGAAGGCAAAGGUGGAAGCAUUAUUGACAAAGCAGUUGUAAUUUUAAAGAAGAAAUCACCUGCAUUAACAGACAGAGAGUUGAAUCCUGAAUUCUUUCAGAAACUCGAAACAAGGGGUUCUGAUGAUUUGCCAGUUGAAGUAGUUGUUCCUCGAAGAUAUCUUAAUUCUUCAAACUUGAAGAGUGAAGAAGUGUCUGAUCCAAAUGGUUCAGACACGAGGAGGAGAUUGAGUGGUGUGGGAGACAAUCAGACAGAUGAUUUUCAUGCAUCUUCCAGCAGCAAAAACCGUAAAAUAGAGAGAGGAGCUGCUGGUAUGCGAGACAAAUGGCCUGAAGAGAAGAUAAAUGGAAACGACCUAAGAAAAAGGGCAACUGAUGCUGAUGACAGGAUAGAUGUAAAUCAAAGGGAGCCAUCUGGAAAUCGUUUGGGUUUCUCGAAAGUGGGUGGACAGUCUGAAGGGUCCUUCGUUAGCAACAAAGGAAGUUGGGUGGCUAUCCAGAGGCAGUUAGUGCAGCUGGAGAGACAUCAAGCUCAUCUUAUGAACAUGUUGCAGGAUUUUAUGGGUGGUUCUCAUGAUAGCAUGGUAACUUUGGAGAACAGAGUUAGGGGACUUGAAAGAAUUGUUGAAGACAUGGCUAGGGAUUUAUCAAUAUCAUCAAGCAGGAGAGGUGGUAACUUCACGGCAGCAUUUGAAGGACCUUAUAAUAGACAUUUAGGGAAGUAUAAUGGUUUUUCUGACUACGGUUCCAAGUUCAAUGGGCAAAUUCCAUUUGUUGAAAGAUUUGCCCAAUCUGACGGAAUUGUUCCAGGUGUGAGGGGGAGGGGACCUUCUUGGAGAUCUGAAAUGCCUGAUGAUUGGGAUUUCCCUGCAUUUGGUGCUUCCAGAAAUGGGCAAGUUGUAUCAAGAAGAGCUCCAGCUAGCAGUAGCCGGGAUAGUAGAUCUCCCAAAUCGGAACAUGAGAGUGAUCAGUUUGGUGGCAGGAGAGGUUGGGAUAAAGGUCCUGGGCCUGCGAGGCUUGGUGAAGGGCCUUCUGCUCGAAGUGUAUGGCAAGCAUCAAAAGACGAAGCUACCUUGGAAGCAAUUCGUGUAGCUGGGGAGGAUAGUGUAGCAUCUCAAUCAGGACGUGUUCCUGAAUUGACUGCUGAAGCUGUUGGCGAUGAUAAUGUUGGACCGGAGCGAGAUCCUGUCUGGACUUCUUGGAGCAACGCAAUGCAUGCCCUUCAAGUAGGUGAUAUGGACUCUGCCUAUGCAGAAGUUCUCUCUACAGGGGAUGAUCUCUUGCUUAUAAAGCUGAUGGAUAGAUCAGGCCCUAUGGUUGACCAACUAUCAAAAGAGAUAGCAAAUGACGCCUUGCACUCUAUUGUGCAAUUUCUUAUGGAGCAAGAUUUGUUUGAUAUUUGUCUAUCCUGGAUUCAACAGCUGGUCAAAGUGGUGAUAGAAAACGGACCUGAUGCAUUGGGUAUACCGAUGGAGUUGAAGAAAGAGCUUCUGUUGAAUUUACAUGAGGCAGCUUCCACGAUGGAUCCACCAGAGAAUUGGGAAGGCGCAGUACCUGAUCAACUUCUAUUACAAUUGGCAUCUGCCUGGAAAAUUGAGCUGCAACAGUUUGAUAAGUAAAUCUGCUGGUUUUGGUUUUGGAAUCCUGUGUUGUUCUUGCAAACUUCAUGAUUAUGUUACUCUGGUUCGGCGCAUAUAUAUUACAUGAUGUAAAUUUGAAGUGAAAGAAAACUAGCAUCAAUGGUUGAGGCUACUUAUACAUUUUGUAUAUCAUGUAAGAUAGUGGCCUCUGAUAUAAAUGUAAAUGUACGUCUACUUGACAAUGCCGGAUAUCGCAGAAAAGCUUUAACAGCUAUUAAUUUCA